Molecule: messenger RNA, 490 nt
Organism: Lynx canadensis (Canada lynx)
Lineage: Eukaryota; Metazoa; Chordata; Mammalia; Carnivora; Felidae
Product: histone H3.1
Exons: 1
Coding region: 1-411 (136 amino acids)
Cellular component (GO): nucleosome
Molecular function (GO): DNA binding; structural constituent of chromatin; protein heterodimerization activity
Source: RefSeq, a predicted model, not a curated record
AUGGCUCGCACGAAGCAGACGGCGCGCAAGUCGACGGGCGGCAAGGCCCCGCGCAAGCAGCUGGCCACCAAGGCGGCCCGCAAGAGCGCGCCGGCCACCGGCGGCGUCAAGAAGCCGCACCGCUACCGGCCCGGCACGGUGGCCCUGCGCGAGAUCCGCCGCUACCAGAAGUCCACCGAGCUGCUCAUCCGCAAGCUGCCGUUCCAGCGGCUGGUGCGCGAGAUCGCGCAGGACUUCAAGACCGACCUGCGCUUCCAGAGCUCGGCCGUGAUGGCGCUGCAGGAGGCGUGCGAGGCCUACCUGGUGGGGCUCUUCGAGGACACCAACCUGUGCGCCAUCCACGCCAAGCGCGUCACCAUCAUGCCCAAGGACAUCCAGCUGGCGCGCCGCAUCCGCGGGGAGCGGGCGUAAACUUGAUUUCCUGAUUCUGUGCCAACUUUGAACCCAAAGGCUCUUUUCAGAGCCAACCACUUUGAUCUAUAACAGAUGC